AACGACGUCAGUACUGUUAACCCCCCUCAACAGAGCCUGUCGAUACCACAAACGUUUUUUUGGGAUAGUCUGUAUCGAACAGAAUUCGACGAUUAAAUCCGAUAUAAUAGUAGUUAUUAGUUCAAGUGGAAACGUAGGAACGUGUGCAAGAGAAAUAGGGGAUGGACCUGAAAGGAAAAGUAGCCCUUGUGACCGGAGGCGCCUCAGGGUAUGGCAGGGAAUAUUGUAUAGAGCUACUAAAACAUGGAUGUAAGGUUUCCAUUUGCGAUAUAAACUCAGAACUUGGCGAAGAUUUAUUGCAUGAAUUAGCGAAAGACGGAAAAGAUAGCGUAAUAUUUUGUCCAUGUGAUGUUACUGAUUAUCAACAAUAUGAUGAGGCUUUUCAAACGACUAUAUCAAAAUUAGGAGGUGUCGAUAUAGUUAUAAACAACGCGUCCGUAAUGAACGAUAGGCUUUGGGAGUUAGAGGUGGACGUAAAUUUGAACGGGGUGAUACGAGGGUUGCUCCUGGCGUUUCGGUUUUUGGGUAAAGACAGGGGAGGUUCGGGUGGUGUUGUCGUAAACGGCGGUUCCAGCUGUAGCAGCCAUCCGCUCGUUUCGCUUCCGGUUUUUACGGCUACCAAACACGCCGUCGCCGCCCUGACUCGAAGCUACGGUGAUCCAUACCAUAUGAAUUUAACCGGAGUACGUGUUAUAUCCGUUUGUCCAACUCCUCCAGAACGAGUAGUGUUAUCCGGCGAUUCGAGAAAGAGGCUUUUAAGUGGUGAAUAUGAGCAGGCGUGGAAAAAAGAUAUUUCUGAAACCAUCCCGGUCAAAUCCGAAUAUGUUGCAAAAUGUGUUAUCGACUUGAUAAAAAAAGCUCCAAGCGGAACAAGUUGGUUAAUAGAAAAAACAAAACCCCCUCAGGAACUAUCAAUUUUUCCUUAAGGAUACAACAAUCAAAAGCGUCAUUCUUAUGAUAUGAAAAGAAAACGAGAACCUCAUUUGGACAACAUGAGAAUUCCACUUUUAAUUGUAAGUUGAAAUAGCCACGCUUCGCCAACGUCUCAUCUCUCCCUAUCACCUAAAGACGUUUUUGUGUUCCCAAAUCGAAUAAGUUCCGCGGACGUUCAACGCCGCGCCACACCUAUAAUAAUCUAAUCUACUAUUUUAUAAUGCUAUAUUUCAUCGUUUGAACGUACGGGAAUUUGUUCGAGUCGCGUACGCUUUUUAUACUUUGACGUAUAUUUUAUAUAUUGAUAUUCGAGUUUGUUUUUGUUCUCGAGAAAACUAUCUCAAGGUAUCUAUUGUAAUGCGUAAUAAUCUUUAAUAAAAAAUUAUCUUGAAA
Onthophagus taurus is the source of this 1326-nucleotide messenger RNA. Its product is annotated as 15-hydroxyprostaglandin dehydrogenase [NAD(+)]. Lineage: Eukaryota; Metazoa; Arthropoda; Insecta; Coleoptera; Scarabaeidae. Gene Ontology annotation, molecular function: oxidoreductase activity, acting on the CH-OH group of donors, NAD or NADP as acceptor. The record is from RefSeq and is a predicted model, not a curated record. Gene Ontology annotation, cellular component: cytoplasm.